AUGGUUACCUCUGGAUUGCUUUCAUCUCUUCUCGCCCUGCCGGGGCUUGCCUUCUUCUCUCUGUCAGCAAGCGCUUUGCCUCAUCCUCAGACAGCAUCAAGCACGUCUAUUCUCAAGCUUGCUGUUAGAAUAAACUCGUACGGGAUCAAGAACAUCGCGGUUGCAGAUAGAGCCCGAAUCCAAACCCUACAAGCUGGCGGCAGCUCUUCCAUCAGUCUAACCAAUAAUGUGACAACGUACACCGCUGAUAUCGGCGUAGGGAGUCCAGCAAUGUACUGUAAGUUGCUCGUGGUUCUGCAAUUUCUUUAUCUGACGUAUUGUCGAUUUCAUACAGACACAGUUCUGGUAGACACGGGAAGCUCAAAUACCUGGAUCGGGGCCAACAAAGCUUACACAAAGACUGCUACAAGCGAGGACACAGGCAAUACAUUUAGUGUUCAAUAUGGAAUUGGUUCCGUUUCUGGAGAGGAAUACACGGACACUGUAACUCUCAAUUCUGACCUGGUCAUUGAAAACCAAUCUAUCGGCGGAUGGAUGGCCUGGAUUCUUGGCCUUGGACCAGUUGAUUUAACGCAAGGCACUGUCAGUAAUACAGACGAAGUUGCAACUGUGACGGACAACCUGUAUAAGCAGAGAACGAUUGGUUCAGAAGUCCUUGGAGUGUUCUUUGCACCUGCUUCCUCCGAUGAUAGCAGUGGCGAGCUCACAUUCGGUGGGUAUGACAGCUCCAAAAUCACUGGAGACAUCAGCUAUGUGCCCAUCACAUCGACAUCUCCAGCGAGUACAUAUUGGGGCAUUGAUCAAUCCAUCAGCUAUGGGUCUAUGCCCAUUUUGGAUGAGACAGCUGGUAUUGUCGAUACCGGAACUACCCUGAUUCUGCUUGCCUCCGAUGCCUUUGACAAAUAUCAGUCUGCCACGGGGGCGACCUGUAAUGCGGAGGUUGGUUUAUUACAGAUCUCAUCCGACCAGUACAAGAAGCUCUCAUUCUUGUAUUUCACUAUUGGUGGUGUUACUUAUGAGCUCACCCCGAAUGCGCAAAUCUGGCCUCGAUCGUUGAACAGCGCCAUUGGCGGUACCAUCAAUGGUAUAUACCUGGUUGUCAGUAGCACUGGGACUCCCAGUGAUUCUGGCUUGGAUUUCACCAAUGGCUACUGUUUCCUCGAGCGGUUUUACUCGGUGUUCGACACGACAAACUCUCGAGUCGGGUUCGCCACCACCAAGUACACCGAUGCCACCACAAAUUACAUUCAUAAGGAACUGGCAGCUGAGCGCCAAGGUCACUCAUUCUGCCUGCAUGUCGAGCUUCCCGCCCACAAAGAAAGAGCACACUUGGUCAUGUAA
This is a messenger RNA of Suillus discolor, 1341 nucleotides long. RefSeq names its product acid protease. Gene Ontology annotation, biological process: proteolysis. The transcript has 6 exons. Gene Ontology annotation, molecular function: aspartic-type endopeptidase activity. Lineage: Eukaryota; Fungi; Basidiomycota; Agaricomycetes; Boletales; Suillaceae. Bases 1 to 1341 code for a protein of 446 amino acids. The record is from RefSeq and is a predicted model, not a curated record.